AUUUUUCUUCUAAUAUGCUGUCAAAGAAUAUUUGGCAGACGUUAUGAUUUGACAGCCUAUUAAAAUUAUAAAAUUUUAACUUGUAACAAAUAUAAUAUAAUUGUAAUAUAAAUCCAAAAUGCAUACGUAAACAGUAGGUAAUAAAAACCCCCCAAUGUUGUCGCAGCGCAGCAUCGCUCAUGAAAACAUCUACUACUAAUUCCAACGAAUCUCAAAGAAUGUGUAGUCGCUAAUUGGGCACAAAACUAAGAUAGAUGGCAGAAAGAGGACCUCGCCUUCCAGAUUCAGGAGAAAAUACGGAACAUUUGAUUCCCAACCCUGAAUGCUCAUGUCCUCAAUGUGAUUCUCUAGUUUGUUUUACAAGACGACAAAUAAACAAACCCUGUUCUUGUCUGAAGUGUGAGAACUCCAAAACUUGUCUGUACUUUCCGCACAAAGGCAGUACUAAAGGUGAUUUAACUGACGUAAAAACAUCCAUGGAAGGUGACGAUAUCUUAGCAAAAGAAAGAGUAAAAAGAGAAAUUACUUACGAAUUCAAUGAAGCUUCAAAAACACGUUCUACAUCGAAACAUAUAAAUAACGCCAUGUUCUCUGGUGACAAGGGGGGCGAAGUAGCUCAAAAAGAUACUAACGAUCUACUUUCAACACAAGUUGAGAAUGUAGCAAACGAUAUCCCACAAAAAGAACAUGAUUCAGCUGCUGCAAAGCUCAGCGCGCAAAUAAUGGAUGUACCUUAUGAAAAUCUACAUGAUAUCAUUAACAAAGAUUCUGAUACUACUUCGCAUAAAAUAUUAGUAUUAGACGUACUUAACAAAAUCAGAGACGCAUACAAAGCAUGUAGCUGCAAAGUCUGUGAGUGUCUUGUAGGCACAUCAACAGUACCAAAAAAUAAUCUGUGCAAAUGUGAGCCUUGCGAUUGCAACGAUUGUAUGAGUUUCAUGACGAAGUUCCAAUACUUAGAAAGUCUUGAGAAGGAUCCCCCAGAUGGUUGCCCUUGCAUCAGAUGUACAAGGAGUCAGUGCAAAGGCAUAGUUAAUAAAUUUGAUGAACCACAAAUAUGCGAUUGUCCACCUGGUUAUUCCAUAAAAUGCCAAAAGAACUAUGCAAAAUCAUGCAGUUGCGAACCCUGCCAGUGUUUGGAAUGCAAAGCCAUGUCCCUUAAAGUUCUUAAGACUUUUAUAGUAGCACCAGUGGGCGAGGAAUAUCAACGUCACUAUUGUGACUGUUCCCCAUGCGAGUGCCUGGAAUGUAGGGGAUACGGCAUACCUAGGACUUAUGUGAGAGAAGCAGAAACCAAUGUAAAUAGACACCCUCGUUGCCAUUGUGAAACUUGUGACAGCGAAGCUUGUAUUGCUGAUGGUGCUCAAACUUGCAAAUGUCUACGACGUAGCAGAGUUAUGGUAAAGCCAAUUGAGAAAGACGUUCGUGAUUAUGACAUUCGUACUAUAAUUACAGAAAACAAAAUUAUAAGAAGUACUAAAAGCAAUCUGCUUAGAAAUAGCACUAUUGCCAUGUAUGCCACUGUACCGAACAUAUACAAUAAUACUAGCCAUCAAAAAGAAUGUAGCUGCGAAGUAUGCGAAUGUGUUAUAUGCAAUUGUAAAGAAAAUGCAGUGGACAGUAUUAAAUCUUCACGGUUGUUUAAAGAUAAAAUUCAAUGUCUUGCGAAGUUGAAUUCUAAUGUAUGUAAAUGUACUCCAUGCGACUGUCUGAUAUGUGUUAACAAAAUGCACAAUCGAAGCAAGUCUACAACAACGCCUAAAAGCUGCAAAUGUAGCGUGUGCGACUGCAUAAAUUGUGAAAGUGUAAUGAAAGACGACAACAAAUUUAAAUCGUGCGUCAAUGUUAUCAAACGAAAUUGUACCAGGAAAUCUUGUAGAUGCAGUUCUUGCGAAUGCAUCAAAUGCAUCAAGUCUAUAACUUGUGCAGGAGAUGUUUGCCGCUGCAGGAAAUAUAGUUGUGAACUAUGCGCUCAUGAAAGUAAAGAAUCUAUCUAUCCUAUUAAAAAGGCAGAACCAUUAACACCAUCUUCGUUCUCAUGUGAAAUUCAUCGGGACAACAGUAAGAACUAUAAUGGUGAUAAAUUGUUUGUUAAAGAUUUUGGUAGCCUUUCUAGCACAAAACUAUUCCAUUUAAAUAUAACUUCUCAAAAUGAUACUUGCAGUGGACAUCCACAAAACGACCUUCUAGGAAAUGGCAUAGAAUCAUGUACUUCUAAUAAAGAAACACACCUUUUUCCUCAAAGCAAAUACGAUAAAUACCAAGAUAAGGUACAGCUUAAGAGUAUAGAUACUAAUAUUUGCAAACAUAACACUACAAGCCAAACAAGAAACAUUUAUGUGCAGUGUUCUAAAACAAAUUACGCACAUUGUAGAACCAAUGCGUCUGAUGGAUCUGUGUUAGCUGAUUCUAAAAAUUAUAAAUACAGCAGAGCAGCACCGGUUGCGACUGAGGAUAAACUAUGUAACAAUUCCGGUGAUUCAGGAUGUGGUUCCUAUGAUUAUUUUACUCCAUUUCCUGGAUCAUCCCAAGCAGAUGGACAAAUUAAUCAAGAGUCUGAUCAAUAUUACGAAGCUGCAAACCCAUAUCCGAAUGAUAAAAAUAUAAAUAUGGCUCAGAAAAUCAAACAAACUCACAAUGCAAAUACUUUCAUUGUUAAUGAAAAUCGUCAUCACCACAGUUUUGAAUCUGAGAAUAAAUAUUAUUUUUCUAGAGAAGAAAUAGAAGACGUUUCAAUAAACAACUCAAGGAAUCACAAAACUGAAAAUAUAUCCCAAGAAAUAUAUGGGCGCCAGUACUGGACAAAAAAAAUGGAUGUAUCACAAUACGAUCUAAAUUAUCCCUGUAAUAAACACAGUAGUUCUAUUGAUUACGAUUCAAAAAAUAAUUCUGCAGACAAUACAAAUCUACUACGAAAUAGCGAUGAAAAUCUAUCAUAUUCUCAGUACAUCGAUGAUCAUUCACUGAACUUACGUGACAAGCCGGUAGAAGAUUUAUUCAAUAACGACGCUUAUUAUGAAGGAGUACAAAAAACACUGCACCGUGCGAGGGCUUUUUCAUUAGAAUUAUUGAAAGUUUUAGAUAAAUAUCAACGUGCUAACAAUGAAUUUCAGAGUAUUACACAGAAAUUAAAGGCAUCGCACGCUUCGCUAUUUAGUGAUAACAUUUUACAAGUGAUGGAAAGUAAAGAAGAUGAUGUAAUUUGCCUCAGUCCGGAAUCGAGUGAUAUCAAACCUGAACAUGAAGAUGACAUACCUCUCGAAAACAAAUACACCGAACAAAAAAGGUUAUUAUUCUCCUUUUCUAAUGAUUUCAAAGGCCAUGAUAGAAAAGAACGAUGCACCCAAAUUGAAAAUUGGUCAGUCUUCAAUGUUUCAAAUGAUAGAAUUCUAGACGAAGGAAAACCAGAAAGCCCUGGAGAAUUUAGCCAUUUAUAUAACGUGAAAAGCAACAAAAAAAGAUUAAAUGAAUGUAAUAGAAAAAUACGAGGUAUUAAGAAAACAAACAAAUGUAAUACCGGAACGUUGAAACAGAUCAUAAAAAUAUCAAAAGAAGGUCAAAGCACGACUACAUCCAAUCGUGUGAUGAAAACUAUCGCUUCUACACAAACUGCACUACAAGGUAAAAAGUACGAAGAAGCAUCUACUGACGCCUUUUCGCUCUCGACAAGUUAUUUGUUGACGGGAGAAAGGACAGUAGCAAUGAAAAAUUUAGAAAUUUUGCCGAUUUCAAAGAAGAAUUUUUACUUAAUAACCAAACCAGUGGCGAGAAAUAAGGGAAUUUGUAUAAUUCCUUCACUACAAGGGGACAUAAAACAAGCUGUACGAUCCAUGUCAAUACAAACCAAAACAUCAAAUAAUGAAAAUAAAUUCGCACCGCGUCGAAAUGAGGCCUUGCAAAAUCUGCAGGUUGAAGUUCAAAAGCUCUUAGGAAUGCCUAUUUUACAAAAUACUCAAAAAAUACUCUGUGAUUAUAAAGAACAAAAUACCACGUUUCUACCACAGACGAAAAUUGAUAUAUUUCCCAAUUUAUUGACUUCCACUUCCACGCCAUAUCAAUUUCGUCAUGACGUAGAAUCUUUUGGCAAUGCAAAUAAGGCAAUGGAUUGUAAGAGCGACAAAAGCUGCUGCGAAGCGCUCAAAGUAAAUUUUCUUGGCUUACAACGAGUUUCCGACCACACGGUUAUUGUUAAAUGGACUGCGCCGCGAAUAACGUCCGACGUUACGGGUUAUGAGUUGCUAGUAGAUGGGCGAGCUGUGCAGAAAAUUUUGAGCCCUUCGCGCUGCGUGGCCGUUGUCACUUGUCUGCCGCAUUGCGAGACCGUGCUGUUGACAAUCCGUACGAUCACAUCCCUCACACCUUCAGGACAUUUUCCUUCUAGCACGAUUGUUUAUCAUCCGAGAGUUAAAUAAAACAGUUAAUUGUA
This is a messenger RNA of Manduca sexta (tobacco hornworm), 4426 nucleotides long. RefSeq lists its product as uncharacterized. Bases 255 to 4412 code for a protein of 1385 amino acids. The record is from RefSeq and is a predicted model, not a curated record. The transcript is spliced from 7 exons. Lineage: Eukaryota; Metazoa; Arthropoda; Insecta; Lepidoptera; Sphingidae.